Messenger RNA from Strongylus vulgaris, 303 nucleotides. NCBI's taxonomy places the organism in Eukaryota, Metazoa, Nematoda, Chromadorea, Rhabditida, Strongylidae. The record is from the annotation of a GenBank genome assembly.
AUGCGAGGACGAUUUUCCUAUUCCAUUGCUAGCCUUACCUGGCUUGAACGAAAGGCUGCAACAAUACUCUAUUCCACUCUACCUCCCGCUAGCAUGGAAGAUGCAUUGAAGGACUUCUUAGCGGCAUAUGAAGAAAAACCAGAAUGGAUAGAAAACCUUAUUUUUAUUAUACGCACCUACCAAGCCAUGAAUGACAAGGAAAACGUCAAGAAAUACUGCAACAAACUGUUACUCCUUACGCCAACCAAUGAAGAUGAACGUGACCGUCUGCAUGAGGCUAAGAAAUUGCUGGCCAAAUGCUGA